GGCUCGUGCGAAUAUCGCCUGUCAUCUGCUGUGCUCUUCAAAACAUGAAUACUUGAAUAGCCCGGUUUUCUAGCAAACGCCGAUCGAACUUGCAUUUUGUUGCGACAGUUUCCAUUCGUGUCUCUUUAAGUUUUUCCAGGGCGCGACAAUGCUGCAGAGAUCAUGCAGAUCUUUCUACAGAAGAAUCUAUCCUCGAUUAAAGGAUGUUGGGAUAUCUUUGAAUCCAUGCUCCACCAAAGCCACCGUUCAACAAGAUGUUGGAGGGGUGCAGCAGGCUCGUCGUCUCCUUGGACAGCCCACACACAUGAGCCAUCCCCAGCUAUUGAACAAGGGGGAGCUCAUGCCUGGAAUAACUCUGACGGAGUUCCAGGAUCGAAGAAAUGCAUUUGUGGCAUCCAUUUUGAACCAAGCAUCUCGAACUGACAAGGACAAUCAUCUGGUUGUCAUACCUGCCGCACCACAAGCUUAUAUGUCUCAGAAAGUCCCCUAUGUGUAUCGACAGAAUUCAGAUUUUCUUUACCUCACUGGGUGUUUGGAACCAGAUAGUGUUCUUGUUUUGAACAUAUCUCAAAGCUCUUCAAGUUACAAGGCCUCCUUAUUUGUUAGAGAAAGAAAUGCACACUCAGAACUGUGGGAUGGACCUCGUACAGGUGUGGAUGAAGCACCAAAGUUAUUUGAUGUCGAUGAGGCUUUACCCAUUGAACAGCUGAAUCAGUAUUUAACAGCAUAUGCGAAGGAGUUCCCCAAUUUUGUGUUGUGGUAUGAUUUUCGUCAGCCCAUAGACUUGAAAGUUCAUCAAAUCCUCAACAUGUUUGUCACAGAAACAAAUAGCUCAGCUGGCCAGGCAUGGAUUUCUCCAAGGAAGAUUGUUCAUGAAUUGAGAAUUAUCAAAUCUCCUGCAGAAAUAGCACUUAUGCGUAAAUCAUGCCAAAUAGCUUCAAAGUCUAUUGAAACCACCAUAGCGAGUUCAUACCCAGGAAUCUCAGAACAUCAACUUUUUGCUACUGUGGACUAUCACAAUCGUAUGAAUGGUGCCGAAUAUCUAGCAUACCUUCCUGUUGUUGCUGGUGGGGAGCGGGCCAAUAUUAUCCACUACAUAAAUAAUUCACAAAUUGUUAAAGAUGGAGAGCUGGUACUUAUGGAUGCGGGUUGUGAGUAUCAUAGCUAUUCGAGCGAUAUUACUAGGACAUGGCCGGUUUCUGGGCGGUUUUCUCCCAAGCAAAGGGAAGUCUAUGAGGCUUUGCUCAGUGUCCAAGAGGAACUUAUAUCUCUCUUGUCAGCCCACAUAUCAUUGGACUCCUUAUUUUCUACAAUGUGUCAGCUAUUGGCAAUGAGAUUAAAAGAAGUUGGUCUUAUUUCUAGUAAGCUCACUUCAAAGCAAGAAUUAGCACAGGCAGCUUAUUCAUUUUGCCCUCAUCAUGUGAGCCAUUAUUUGGGCAUGGAUGUCCAUGACACAGAAUUAAUUGACAGGAGAAUAAAUGUACUCCCUGGUAUGAUUGUUACUGUAGAACCAGGUGUGUACAUAAGCAGUGACAACACAUCAGUUGACCCUGCAUUUCGAGGAAUGGGUAUUCGCAUUGAAGAUGACAUCCUCAUCACAGACAGUGGAGUAGAAAAUUUAACAGCCAUGUGUUCUAAGCAUCCUGAUGAUAUUGAAAAUUUGAUGAAGGCCAAGCCUCAGUGAAAUGUUUCAACAAUGUGUGAUAAAGUUGUACAUAUGUUCCUGUACCUGAUGCUGCAAAGGAGCAGGGAGAUUUAUAAGAAAGAUUUCAUAGUUUUAAAAAAAUUAAAUGGUAUGUUUUAUUUAAAAA
Messenger RNA from Thrips palmi, 1811 nucleotides. Its product is annotated as xaa-Pro aminopeptidase 3. Bases 149 to 1684 code for a protein of 511 amino acids. Gene Ontology annotation, molecular function: metalloaminopeptidase activity; manganese ion binding. The transcript has 8 exons. NCBI's taxonomy places the organism in Eukaryota, Metazoa, Arthropoda, Insecta, Thysanoptera, Thripidae. The record is from RefSeq and is a predicted model, not a curated record. Gene Ontology annotation, cellular component: mitochondrion.